Truncatella angustata is the source of this 2780-nucleotide messenger RNA. RefSeq names its product MOSC N-terminal beta barrel domain-containing protein. Gene Ontology annotation, biological process: Mo-molybdopterin cofactor biosynthetic process. The transcript has 2 exons. The record is from RefSeq and is a predicted model, not a curated record. Lineage: Eukaryota; Fungi; Ascomycota; Sordariomycetes; Amphisphaeriales; Sporocadaceae. Gene Ontology annotation, molecular function: pyridoxal phosphate binding; molybdenum ion binding; molybdenum cofactor sulfurtransferase activity. Bases 234 to 2714 code for a protein of 826 amino acids.
CCUGGGAAGCAGCCGAACUCCGCUAUUCACGGCCGCCGGUCACGAUAGCAAAGAACAUCGCCACUGCCCAAGGGUUUCUAAUUGACCAAUGUCAACCUUCUCGCAAGACACAAUCGUCUAGUUUAAUACUGCUCUCUGAGCCCACCCCGUCUUGUGGCCAGCAUGCCCAUCAUAUCUCGUGCAGGACCUGGCAUUACACCGGCCUUGAUGAAGGAUACAAUCGGCUUAUCAAUAUGACAGACAGGGACCGGGGCACGGAGGCUUACAAUGCUCAGAUCGAAGGGCUGCGAGAAAGGGAAUAUCCCAUGCUGAGAGAUGAAGUAUAUCUCGAUCAUGCUGGAACCACGCUAUAUGCAAAGUCACUGAUUGAUAGGUUCUCGGCCGAUCUGAUAUCGAAUCUUUACGGCAACCCCCACUCCGGCUCCUCAUCUUCGCAGACAUCAACCUCACGGAUUGACGAUGUUCGCCUUCGGGUUCUGCAAUUUUUCAAUGCCGACCCUUCCGAGUUUGAUCUUGUCUUUGUCGCAAAUGCUACGGCAGGCAUCAAAUUAAUCACAGAAGCAUUUCGCGCGGCCUCUAAUGGCUUCACAUAUGCAUAUCACCAGGCAUGCCAUACAAGCUUGGUGGGUGUUCGAGAGGAGGCUAGAAACAGCCUUUGCUUUGACAAUGCAGCGGUAGAAAGCUGGAUCGGUAACAACUGUCUUCCAGACGAGCUGAGACGCUCCGGACAGACGGCACUGUUUGCAUACCCUGCCCAGUCAAACCUAGACGGCCAGCGCUUACCCCUGGACUGGUCGGAAAGGUUGCGGAAGGGAGCCCAGUCGCACCCCGAGGGUUUUUAUACUCUUCUGGACGCUGCAGCCUAUGCUUCGACGUCACCACUGGACCUUGGUAGUUCGGACGAUGCCCCUGACUUUACAGUACUGAGUUUCUACAAGCUGUUCGGCUUUCCUGACCUGGGUGCACUAAUUGUUCGUCGUCAAGCGGCACCGAUCUUCCGGGAUAGGAGAUAUUUUGGUGGAGGGACUGUUGACAUGGUUGUCUGUGUCAAGGAGCAGUGGCAUGCUUCAAAAGGACAAAGUCUGCACGAGUCUCUUGAAGAUGGCACCCUGCCUGUUCAUAGCAUUAUUGCAUUGGACGCAGCCCUCGAUGUCCACCAUCACCUAUUUGGAACCAUGAAAGAUGUCUCGUCACAUACCUCUUCCUUAGCUCAGCAACUUCACACACAACUGGCGACUUUGAAACAUGGAAAUGGAAACAAAGUAUGCGCAAUCUACUCACCAGAUUUAGAGCAGAGGAAGAGCAAAAAUGGCACCGGACCCGUCGUCGCAUUCAAUCUACAAAAUAGUCAUGGUGCGUGGGUUAGUCUGGCAGAAUUCGAGAAGCUUGCGAGUCUGAAGAAGUUCCACAUUCGCACAGGUGGUGUGUGUAAUCCUGGAGGUAUCGCGACGGCCCUGGGUUUGGAACCUUGGGAAAUGAAACGAAAUUUCUCAUCCGGCUUUCGAUGCGGAAAUGAGAACGAUAUCAUGUGCGGCAAGCCAACAGGCAUAAUACGCGUAAGUUUGGGGCCGAUGAGCACGGCCUCGGACAUUGAUAAGUUUGUCGCAUUUAUCGACGAGUUCUACCGCAUCGAUGAAAUAACUGCUUCGUCAGCCAUGAAUCCAGCCAGGGGGAACACCAAUGACUACGGCCUUCGAGUGCAAGAUAUAAUGGUAUAUCCUAUCAAAAGCUGCGGUGGCUAUCGCGUUCCGAAGGGUAUCCCCUGGCAUGUUCGACCCGAGGGUUUAGCAUGGGACCGGGAAUGGUGUCUUGUGCACAGAGGAACAGGACAAGCAUUGAGCCAGAAAAGAUAUCCCCGCAUGGCUCUCGUCCAGCCGACUAUCGAUUUCGAAAAAGGCGUCCUGGAAGUAAGCUACAAUGGACAGCUCAGCGAGCAUAUACCGCAGACGAUCACGAUACCCCUGUCCGCGGACCCUAGUUUUCUAGAAUCAUCACUACCUACCAAACAUGUCGCAUCGCGAGUAUGCGGGGAACAGAUCACGGCACAAAAGUACACCUCGCCCACUAUCAACGACUUCUUCUCGCACAUUCUCGGCGUCCCCUGCACCUUGGCCCGCUUCCCACCAGGUGGACAAGGCAACAGCAUGCGGCACGCCAAAGCGCAUCUACAAAAGCACCAAAACGUGUCGACCAAAGCCACCCGAUGCUCUUCUCUCCCCGGGAGCUUUCCAGGAAUGGCGACGCCGCCGGACUCGGAUUCCGAGACCGAACAGCACCGCAUCCUGUUAUCAAACGAAAGUCCCAUACUGGCCAUCAACCUCUCGAGCCUCGCCGCUCUCAACCGUGAAAUCGCCGCCCGCGGUGGCAAGCCUGUCCCUGCCGAAGUCUUCCGCGCGAAUGUUGUGAUAGGCAGCUCCGAACCAGACGACGAGUCGCUGGCCUAUUUGGAGGACCACUGGUCCACGCUGCAGAUCGGGCAGCAAGCAUUCAAGAUGUUGGGGUCGUGCCGGAGGUGCCACAUGGUGUGUAUAGACCAGGAGACGGCGACGAAGAGCGAGGAGCCGUUUGUCACGUUGACGAAGACGCGGAGAUUUGAGGGCAAAGUCUUCUUUGGCACGCACAUGUGCCAUUUGCCCACAGUGGCGGAAGCGGGAACGAGGGAAGCGCAACAUCCUACCUUGCAGGUUGGGGAGGAGGUGACGGUUGAUAUUUAGAGAUAUGGGUGUGCUUAAAGUGUGGCAGCAUUUGCACAGCGAUCAUGGUUGGAAUCCUUGAGCACU